UUAUAACAUAACCGAAUAACAGGAAUAAGAUUCCGAGUCGAAAAUGGCAAUGGAAAUAUCAGCGAUGCGAUACGAAGACGUGCGAAAGCAGAUUGGACACUAUGCCAAGAUGGAUUACCAUCCAGAGAUAAGGCCUGCUGGAACUGUGAUUUUGGAAGAUGGAUUGGAAACGUGUUUUAAAGAUUACAAACUCCAAGACAGUGUUGAUGCGUUGAAAUCUAAAUUGCAUAUUACUGAUAAACGAGAAGACUAUGGCUUCAAUCAUCAAUUACCGAUUGGUACUGCUGACCUCGGCACUCACACCGGAGUAAAAACCUGUUUGGAAAUGACUAAACGGACACCGUUUCAAUUGCUAAUCUGUGAGCUAAGAGAUACAGCUAUGAACAGUUACUGGAAAAAAGAAGUUGGUAAAACUUCAGGCCAAAAAUCAAAUUUACCAAACGGCGUUGACCCUGUUACAACAAUUUUUGGAAAACGCACUAUGUCCAAUGGUACAGCAGCAGAAUUGGUAAAUCCUCAAAAAACUGUGACUGAAGUUAUUUUAGCUUCUCGCAUUGGCCAUCGACUUUACAGGAAAAGUCACAAUAAUUAUGAUGUUUCUGAACAAAUCAAUCGAAAAUAUGUUGAGCCAUUCAAUAAAAAUUACAAGUAUGGCAAGAAAAAUAGAAUCGAUAAAGAGGGUAGUCAAGUUAAGCAGUCGAUGAGGUGGUUCAAGCAAGAUGUUGCAUCAAUCGUUAGUAACCUCCAAGCAGACUUUAUCAAGAGGACUCAUGCUCCUCUUGGUCGUUCAGUGUGCCAUACACCUGAGGCGUAUUAAAACUUUUGCAUUCUGGGAUUUUGGAGACAAAUCAGAAGUUGAAACGUGAUCAUUUCCGGAGGGGUUAACCUUUAUUGAAUUCAACUGAAUUCAUUCAAAGUUUAUUAACCCCAUGAAAUCAACUAAAUAACAGGAGUGUCAAGCAAGAGUGAAGAGUUACGAAAAAUGACAAAAAAAUUUCAUUUCUUUACCUGACUU
Messenger RNA from Neodiprion virginianus, 1015 nucleotides. Its product is annotated as EF-hand domain-containing family member B-like. Lineage: Eukaryota; Metazoa; Arthropoda; Insecta; Hymenoptera; Diprionidae. The coding region runs from base 44 to 817 and encodes 257 amino acids. The transcript has 6 exons. The record is from RefSeq and is a predicted model, not a curated record.